AUGUCUAUCGCCAGACCCUUGCUACACAAGUCUCUAUCAUACUCCUCCACAUCAUCAUCAUCAUCAAAGCAUAAAGACGUUAGACAAGAGCAAGAACAUCUGCGAGACACUGAGGAGAAACUUAGAAAGAUGACACAGGGCAUGAGCGAGGAGUCGCUGCAAGAACAGAUCAAGAUCACAGAGGAGAACAUGCGUCGUCAGAGAGAGGAGUUUGAGGAACAUCAGGCUGGUGAGCGCAAGACUAUACUGCUGGUUGGUAUCUGCGCUUUGCUGGGCGGCAUCGUAUUCGCACGCGACUACUGGCGCAAGCAACAGGCACAGAAGGAGUUUGACGGCGAGUGGGAGCGUCUUCGUCAGCUGGUCGAGCAACGUGACGAACUGAAGCAGAGCAAGGAGUCACUGAUUAAUGCUCUGACCCAAGCAAUAGUAGAUGGUCGCAAUCAAAGUGGCAACACAUCAUCAUCGUCCGAAGACGAGGCUACAGUCAAGAAGCGUGUCGAUUAUAUAUUGAACAGCGUGCUCAUUGACAACAAAGACCCAUCACAGUUGGUGUUGCCAUCACCAUCAUCGUCGAGUGACGCUGUUGAUGAGUCCAAAGGUAACUAUGGCACAAGACUGUAA
Molecule: messenger RNA, 621 nt
Organism: Acytostelium subglobosum LB1
Lineage: Eukaryota; Evosea; Eumycetozoa; Acytosteliales; Acytosteliaceae
Exons: 2
Coding region: 1-621 (206 amino acids)
Source: RefSeq, a predicted model, not a curated record